ACCCAAAAAGUUCCUAUAUAUAACUAACAACAAUGAUAAACAUGCAUAUCAUACAACUUGAAUGUUUAAUGUGUUUAAUUUCACCAUAAUAUUGUAGUUUACAUUUGAAUAAUAAAAUGAAUAGUUUAGUAGUGAUUAAUAUUUAUAUUGUUUUAUUACAUCUAUUAAUUUUGGUCAACCCAACUACAGCAAUUUGUGGACUUGGUGAUUCAUCAUGUAGGUAUUCAGGUAAUUUUGACAGCGACAAUGUAAUAUGUCACAAAGAUGUAGUGAAGAUAGGUAAACUUCCAAAAGAAUGCACAGCCUUUGUUUUUGAUGGAGUUACUUGUAAUAAAAAUUAUGAAAUCAGUUAUAGAUGGAUACCAGAAGAUUUAGAUCACUUAAAAUCACUUAUAGAUUUUGAGGAUGGUGCACACAAUGUGUACUUAUUUUAUAAGCAUCAAACCUUAGCAGAUUGGUCAAAUGCACUUUUUUUUGGAGAUUUUCAAAUUGAAGCACAAAAGGUACAAGAAUUUAUUGGUAUCUAUCCCGUUAAGGGGUUGAUUUUGGAUGGAAUGGAAGAUCCUGUUUUAUCUGAAGUACAGUAUACUACAGAUAAUUUUAUAUAACUAUAUAAGUAUACCUACUAAAUGUACAUUUAUAGUAAAUUUAUAAUAAAUUUAUAAAAAUUAUUAAAUUAUUAAUUUAAAUUUAUAAUCAUACAUAAGUUCUCUAUUACUGAGAAAACUGUGAUAUAUUUUUUUAAAAAAUAUUUGAUUUAGUAUUUUAGAUUCAGUAGUAGUUUUGACUAAACUCCAAUGAGAGAGGCGGAGUGAAUUCAUUACUACGGCAAAAAUAAAUAUAAAAAAAAAAUAUUUUGCAUUAUGUUGCCAUAGGCUUUUCAAGCGUACCUACUUGGUGAUCAUAGUAUUUCCUCCCACAUAUAGGUGACCUUUUUUGACCCAAAUUACCUCUCAUAGCAUACAUAGAUUAUUAAUUUAUUUAUUGAUAGUUUUACGUGAACCAUCAAUUAUUAAAUCGAUUUUCAUAAUGUACAAAAAUAUUAUUUUUUAAGAUAUACAAUAUUUCCCUGACUAAUUAGUUAUAAUAAUAAUAAAAUAUAACUGAGUUUUCGCUUGAUCUAUUUUGCAAAAAUUGCAAUGUGUUUGGGAAAUUCAUCAUAACGCAUUUGGGUAAGUCAUUUUUAAAAAGUCAGAUGGGAGGCAAUUCGAGAG
Acyrthosiphon pisum (pea aphid) is the source of this 1214-nucleotide messenger RNA. RefSeq lists its product as uncharacterized. Bases 117 to 608 code for a protein of 163 amino acids. The record is from RefSeq and is a predicted model, not a curated record. The transcript is spliced from 3 exons. NCBI's taxonomy places the organism in Eukaryota, Metazoa, Arthropoda, Insecta, Hemiptera, Aphididae.